UAAUUACCAUUAAAAAUAAGAGAAGAGUGAAGAGUUAAUAGAGAGAAGAAAUCAGAAAUAUAUUAUAUCUAUUAUCUUAAUCUCUGAAUAGUUUUUCUCUCAUUUUAUAACACGUUAUCAGCACGAAUUUGCUCAAAAUCCCAGAAUCCUUGUUCUUCUCAGAAGGUAUAUUUAUUUUAUUUUCUUCAUGAACAAAUUAAAAUAUUUUCUUAAAAACUAUGAGAAGUAUGCUCUGUGAUUGCCCAAAGUUGGGAUCCUUCACAUCAGAAACUUAUAGUUAUAAAAUUAAUAUUAGAUAAUUAAAAGGAAGAAGUUUCCUCAUAAUAAUAAAAAAAAUCAUUUUUUAAUAAACUAAAAACAAAGAGUUGAUUUAAUACGAAUUAUUUAAGAUUAAAAAAAAUUAUUUUUUAAAAUAAAGACUGUUCUUGAAAGAAAAAAAUAUCAUUAAAAUCAAGAUAUGAUGAACUUACCUUCCUGCUACUCUUGAAUUCUUCUUGUACACAUCUUUGAUAGAAAUAGAUAAUCUCACUUUAUAAUAUUAUUUUUUUUUAUCCUUUUCUCUCGUUAUAAGAUUUUUUUUUUCUCAAAUUUGGGUUUAAGAAUGAAGAUGAAAAUAUGGUAUGAUAUAGCAUGAAUAAAGGUAUAAGGAAUCAUAUACAAAGUAAAAGCAUGUCACUGUGGGAGAAAAUAUUAAUAUAGUACUCCGUAUGUGGUGAAGCAGACAACUUUUAACUUGUGUUUUAUAUUCUUCUAUUCAUUAGUUCUCAAAAAGGAAUCAAAUUUAAAUUUGUGGUGAGGAGAAUUUAAAAAAAAACAUUUUUUUUGCUGACAUAGUAGACGUACAAGUGUACAACACCUUUUAUUUUGAUUAAUAUGCUUGUCUCUUUUACUUGAUUGAUUUAAUAAAGGAAUCAUCUACUCCGUAUAUACUUUGGAUUUCAAACAUUGCAUUUUUUAAAAUUAUGUAUUAUUUUUUUUUAAAAAAGGAACAAUUUCUUGGUUCAAUUAAAUUUUCAUAUGUACAACAUUAGUUAUAAUUUUUUUUUAAAUUUAUCAUGUUGUAGUUAUUCCAUGGCCAACAUCACCAAAAGAGAAUUCGACAUUCUUGAUUUAUCCGGUCAAAGGUACCUGGAAUGGAGGGUUGAUGCACUUGCUCACCUUAAAGCUAAUGGCCUCGAAAAUACAAUUGCUGAGAAUAAUACAUCUUCAUCUCAGCAAAAGGCAAAAGCCAUAAUUUUCCUUCGCCACCACCUUCAUGAAAGCCCACCGGUUGUACCCCUACAAAUUUUGGUCAUCCUGAUCGUGGUUCAGCACCAGAAUCAAAUGUUAUUCAAGGUGGUGCACGCGGACACUUUAAACGUGGACGCGGAAAUAACCGCAACAAAGGGCCAAAUAGGGGAUAUAAACAUUCAAAUGAAUCAUCCUCCAAGGGAAAAGGAAAAUUCAAACCACCACAGGCUAAAACUCAUGAAAAGCCAAAACCAAGUGGUGAAUGCUANUUAAAAGGCAAGAGACAAUAUUUGAAACAAAAGAUGUUCAUUCUUCAAGGAAAGAAAAUGAACAAAUCGAGCAUUACAUAAAAUUAGAAUGGGUUCCUAAACUAUACCCAUUUCACGAAGUACCAUCAUUAAUUGAAAAAUGAACAUUCAAGGGGGAGUGUUAUGAAAUUAAUGAUUGUUCAUUUAUUCAAUUAAUCAGGUCUAAUUUCCAGAAUAGUAGAUUAAGACACCCAUUGAUGAGUAUCAAUUUAGUACAGUCCUUCCCACUUGUAUUUGUAUUCAUACUAAGCCUCUCCACUAUAAAUAGAGGCUUAAUCCCUGCAUUGUAAUUACCAUUAAAAAUAAGAGAAGAGUGAAGAGUUAAUAGAGAGAAGAAAUCAGAAAUAUAUUAUAUCUAUUAUCUUAAUCUCUGAGUAGUUUUUCUCUCAUUUUAUAACAUAGGGGAAAUAUUCUAGGGGGCACUUUUUGAAUCGGUUGAACAACCGGUGCAAAAAGUAAUUACACCAAUGGCCUCGUUACCUUUUGCAUCGCUUGUUAACCGAUUUAAAAGAUAAAAAAUAGAAAUAUUUUCACUAAAUAGCACUAAAACUUAAGUCAUUUCUCUAAAUAGCACUUAGAUUGUUUUUUUCCCUAAAUAGCACUUUAUAAAGUCCAUA
This is a messenger RNA of Cuscuta campestris, 2155 nucleotides long. NCBI's taxonomy places the organism in Eukaryota, Viridiplantae, Streptophyta, Magnoliopsida, Solanales, Convolvulaceae. The record is from the annotation of a GenBank genome assembly.